Marchantia polymorpha subsp. ruderalis is the source of this 1306-nucleotide messenger RNA. The record is from the annotation of a GenBank genome assembly. Lineage: Eukaryota; Viridiplantae; Streptophyta; Marchantiopsida; Marchantiales; Marchantiaceae.
CCCGUGCAACCCAUCCCUUCCAUCUCUUCCUCAAUAAACUACAACGACGUUCCACCGUUCUGUAUCGAAUUGCAAGUCGUCUUCCCUUCCGAUCAGAGUUGUAACUCGCUUCAUUUUCGUGAAAACCUCCGAAGCUGUCGAACACCGUCGUCAUUCACUGAAUUUGCUGCACCGUCUUACUCUUCAUCAACUCAGACAUGGCACACGCACAGGACCUCAGAGAUGACAAAUCUGUGGAAGAGGCAUACUUCACGCUGCGCUCGAAACAUCAAAUUCCUGCCUUGGGAUUGGGUACAUGGAAGGCGGAGCCGAACGUAGUACGCGAUGCUGUGUACUCAGCGAUCGUCGAGAAUGGAUACAGACACAUUGAUUGUGCCCAUGUAUACGGAAAUGAGAAGGAGGUAGGAGCAGGGCUGAAAGCCGCCUUCGAUGCUGGAAUCAAACGCGAUGAUAUUUUCGUGACAUCUAAGCUGUGGAUCAAAUUCACUUCCCCCGAGAAAGUGAAAGAUGCUUGUCAGCAAACGCUCAAGGACUUGGGCUUGACCUACUUGGAUCUCUACCUGAUCCAUUGGCCUAUCUACUUAUCAGAGGACGCAGAUUCUCCUCCCAAGAAGAGACAAGUUUUACCUUUUGAUGUGAAAGGAGUGUGGCGAGAGAUGGAAGGGCUGGUGGAACGAAAGCUCGUGCGAGACAUUGGAAUUAGCAACUUCUCCGUCCCGAAAUUGGAAAAACUUAUGUCUUUUGCAUCUAUCAAGCCCGCUGUAAAUCAAGUGGAAAUGCAUCCAUCGUGGAGAAACGACAAUGUCCUGGCCUACUGUAAUAAGAAUAAUAUUCACGUGACGGCCUACUCUCCCUUGGGAUCCUCAUCCACUGACCUUUUUGACACACCCGAAGUGAUUGAGGCGGCCGAGAAGCUUGGAAAGAGCCCGGGCCAGAUUUUGAUCAGGUGGUUGAUCCAAAGAGGCGUAAGCACUAUCCCGAAGUCAUCCAGCGACAAGAGAAUCAAAGAGAACAUGGAAGUGUUUGACUUCAGCAUCCCCGCUGAAGACAUGGACAAGCUCAGCAGCAUCUCGUCUCAGGUGAGAACCAACGCGGGAGAAGAACUGCUCGUUUCUUCCGAAGACGACAAAGAUGCUAUACUCAACGAGUUCUGGGACGGUGAAAUGUGAACAUAGACGUUAGUACUCUCGCUACCAGAAGUUGGCAUGGCAUCCAAAGUUCGUGUACACUGGCUGUUCCGCUUUCUGAGCACUUGUAAUCUUCAAUCUCUGUUAAAAUAAAUGUGUAUCUACUGUGUUUUACCGUG